Molecule: messenger RNA, 2038 nt
Organism: Hipposideros armiger (great roundleaf bat)
Lineage: Eukaryota; Metazoa; Chordata; Mammalia; Chiroptera; Hipposideridae
Gene: CDC42EP2
Product: CDC42 effector protein 2
Exons: 2
Coding region: 897-1517 (206 amino acids)
Biological process (GO): positive regulation of actin filament polymerization; positive regulation of pseudopodium assembly; Rho protein signal transduction
Cellular component (GO): plasma membrane; cytoskeleton; cytoplasm
Molecular function (GO): small GTPase binding
Source: RefSeq, a predicted model, not a curated record
CCCACACCCUCGAUGCCCUCUUUUCUAGCGGGCAAUAAACUCGUGAAAUCUCUCAUAAGUUGUAAUAUUUUAACGUAGUCGCCUUCAAGACCUCAUUCAUUCCCUUAGUAGUCACUGAAUACGCUUGUGCAGGCACCUCAGGGAGGGAACGCCUAGGACGCUCUGAGAAUUCUGAAUUCGCUCUUCCGGCUGCCACCCCCUAGGCCCUUCUAGAACAGAGAAUUUGGAUUCCGACGGGCACAGCCGGAGUCCGCGGAGUCCAGCCUAGGCACCUGAUGCCGUCUGGCCGGCAGCCUCCCGAGCUUGGACUGGACCCCAGAGCCUGCUGGCCUGCUGGACACCGGCGCGAAGCAGCAGAAGGGGGAGCCCAGGCGGGGCCCGGAGUGGACGGGGUGUGGGCGGAGCCUAGCUGGGGCGGCUUAGGCAUUGGCUCCGUGGGCCAGGGGCGGGGAUUCAGGGGCCAAGGGCUGCACUGUAAGUUCACAGCUGGGUUCGGCUCCCACCGCUGUGCGGUCCAGCUCCGGAGCUUUUGCCGCCCGCGGGUCAGCUGCUUAAGCGUUUCAAGCUCCUCAGCCCCAGCCCGGGGAGAGACACUCGGAAGGGCAAGACCAGAGAGCACUGCUGCGUAGGCGAUCACCUUUCUGCUUCCAGUUUUCAGAAGAAUUUUCAACCCUUCUGGAAAAGAGUGAUUUUUAUUAUCUCAACCCUCCAACUUCAUCGAUAGUUAAUCUUUCUUUUUCUAAUUCCUUGAGCCAACUUUGGUCCUACUUUUAGCCCUUUGGCAAGUUUAUGGUGUCUGGAGUUUUUGGUGUUUCUGAUUGAGUGGUGAGAGGCUGUGGUCUCGGCGAGUGGACUGUCCCCAGCCUCGGCAGCCAGGCCUGGGUGGUGAGGUCACGAUGUCCACCAAGGCACCCAUCUAUCUGAAGCGCGGCAGCCGCAAGGGCAAAAAGGAGAAGCUUCGAGACCUGCUGUCCUCGGACAUGAUCAGCCCACCGCUGGGGGACUUCCGCCACACCAUUCAUAUCGGCAGCGGUGGAGGCAGUGACAUGUUUGGUGACAUCUCCUUCCUGCAGGGCAAGUUCCACCUCCUGCCGGGGACAGCAGUCGAGGAACCUGAGGAGGAUGGCACCUUUGACCUCCCCUUCCAGUUUACCCGCACUGCCACACUGUGUGGGCGGGACCUCCCCGAAGGGCCGUCCCCUCUGCUCAAGAACGCCAUCUCCCUCCCAGUCAUCGGUGGGCCCCAGGCCCUCACCCUGCCCACAACCCAGGCCCCACCCAAACCCCCUCGCCUGCACCUGGAGACCCCUCAGGCCUCCCCACAGGAGGCAGGGAGUGUGGACAUCUGGAGAAUUCCAGAGACUGGCUCGGCCCGCAAUGGGCUGACCCCUGAGUCAGAAGCCGAGGAGCCCUUCCUGUCCCAUGCCAGCUCCCUGCUCUCCCUGCACGUGGACCUGGGGCCUUCCAUCCUGGACGACGUCCUCCAGAUCAUGGACCAAGACCAGUUGCCCACAUAGGCCCCUAGGUGGGCCAGUCUGGGCGCCCAGGCUGGGGUGAAUGUCGGAGGCAGGGGGUGGACACGACCCUGGCCUAGAAGUCGGGAUCCCAAGGUCCCGCCUGUGUGGUCACUGGCCAGCGAUUUCUCACUUUGAGCCUUUGUUUUCCUCCCACCCUCUCCCCAUGGGCAGAGUGCGCCUCAUCGUUUUUCCCUAAAGCCCACGGGGACACGUGCAGCACUCAGCCCACAGGACCCUGAGCAUCGUGGGCCACCUGGACCCCCACUGCCAAAUGCUCCUCCUUCCCUCACGUCCCUCAGAUGAAAGCUGUGCUGAAAUGGACUCCCCUUUCACCUCUCUUCUGCCUCCGCCCCCUCAGAGGCCCUGAUUGGGGGGUAGAGGAAGAGGCAGGGCACAGCCAGCCAGACUCUUGGUAUCGUGUCCUGGACUGGGAGCCUGGCAUCAGUGAUCAAUGGCCCUCUACCCCAUACCCUCCCACAUGACUCGGGUUCUGGUUGCAAUAAAACUUGCUGCUGCUCAUA